AUGCGCAGAGCGGUCCACCCGUCCAGCGCCUCCUACGCAGUGAUCCACCCGCCCACAACCGAGGGCACCGUGCAGGGGGGCGGGGCACCAGAGCGGCCCGAGUCCCUAUUGGCCGAAGGGAGGCAUUUUUGCAGCUCAAGUGGCAGCUCUUCUUUCCAGCCAAUCAAAAGCCACAUAACCAUUCCAACAGCCCAUGUAAUGCCUUCUACUUUGGGGGCCUCUCCUGCCAAACCAAAUUCUACACCUUCUGGGCCUUCUUCCUCUAAACUCCCCUUGUCGGGUUUGGCUGAAGGUGUGGGGAUGACAAGAAAUGGAGACUUUGGUGCAGUGAAGCGUUCGCCAGGCCUGUCAAGAGAUUUCAUGUAUCUCCCUAGUGCUGCUGGAGAAAAUGGGAUUCAGCAGUCCUGGUUUCCAGCAGUCGGCCAUGAAAGAGAGGGAGAGAUGAGGAAGUUUGAUAUUCCUAGCAUGGAGUCUACCCUUAACCAGCCUGCCAUCGUAGAGACAUUAUAUUCAGAUCCACAUUACCGAGUCCACUUCCCUAACCCAAGAUCUGAUGCAAAUAAGGAUGUAUACAAAGUAUUGCCAGAAUCCAAGAAGGCACCAGGCAGUGGUGCAGUGUUUGAACGGAAUGGACCACAUGCCAGCAACAGUGGAGUGCUCCCUUUGGGACUCCAGCCUGCUCCUGGGCUUUCCAAGUCACUAUCCUCUCAGGUGUGGCAACCAAAUCCUGACCCUUGGCAUCCUGGAGAACAGUCUUGUGAGCUCAGUACUUGUCGACAGCAGUUGGAAUUGAUUCGUUUACAGAUGGAACAAAUGCAGCUUCAGAAUGGAGCCGUCUGUCACCAUCCUGCUGCUCUUGCUCCUUUGCUGCCCACCUUAGAGCCAGCACAGUGGAUUAGCAUCUUGAACAGUAAUGAACAUCUUCUGAAAGAAAAGGAGCUCCUCAUUGACAAGCAGAGGAAACAUAUCUCUCAGUUGGAGCAGAAAGUACGAGAGAGUGAACUACAAGUCCACAGUGCCCUUUUGGGUCGUCCUGCCCCUUUUGGAGAUGUCUGCUUAUUGAGGCUCCAGGAGUUGCAGCGAGAGAACACUUUCUUACGGGCACAGUUUGCACAGAAGACAGAAGCCUUGAGCAAAGAAAAGAUGGAGCUUGAAAAGAAACUCUCUGCUUCAGAAGUUGAAAUUCAGCUCAUCAGGGAAUCUCUCAAAGUGACACUACAGAAGCAUUCAGAGGAGGGGAAGAAACAGGAAGAAAGGGUCAAAGGCCGUGAUAAACAUAUCAAUAAUUUGAAAAAGAAAUGUCAGAAGGAAUCAGAGCAGAACCGGGAGAAGCAGCAGCGUAUUGAGACGUUGGAACGCUAUCUGGCUGACCUGCCCACCCUUGAAGAUCAUCAGAAGCAGACCGAGCAGCUUAAGGAUGCAGAGUUGAAGAACACAGAACUGCAAGAGAGAGUGGCUGAGCUGGAGACUCUGCUGGAGGAUACCCAGGCAACCUGCAGAGAGAAGGAGGUUCAGCUGGAAAGCCUGAGACAGAGAGAAGCAGAAUUCUCCUCUGCUAGACAUAGCUUGCAAGAUAAACAGUCUGUGGAGGAUGCCAGUGGAGAAGGUCUCACAGUGGAAAUGGAAUCCCAGCAGAAGGAAUGUGAUUCCCUCCGAAAGAUGGUGGAGAGGCAACAGCUGAAGAUAGAGCAGCUGCACUCUCAAGCCCAGAGCCUAAAGCAAGAACUGGCUCAAGAAGAAGGAAUAAGCCAGGCCUUGAGAGAGGAGGCACAGCGGAGGGAGAUCGCCCUGCAGCAAAUUCGUACAGCCGUGAAGGAGCUCUCAGUGCAAAACCAGGACCUGAUUGAGAAGAAUCUGACGCUGCAAGAGCACUUGCGCCAGGCCCAGCCGAGGUCCACAUCUUCACCAGACACAGCCCAGCUGGCAGAUGAGCUGCACCAGGAACUGGCCAUUUGCCUUCAAGAUCUGCAAGCUGUCUGCAGCAUUGUGACCCAGAGGGCCCAGGGCCACAACCCUAACCUCUCUCUGCUCCUAGGCAUUCACUCCACCCAGCUCCCAGGGACUCAGCUGGAUUUGCAGAAGCCAGAUGUGAUCAGGAGAAAACUAGAAGAGGUUCAACAGCUGCGUCGUGACAUUGAGGACUUAAGGACCAGCCUGUCAGACAGAUAUGCCCAGGACAUGGGAGAAAACUGUGCCACACAGUGAGGAGCGCCAGGGAGGACCUGGCUGAUAGUAGCCUCGCCAGAAGGUUCCUGCCCUGACAAUCCUGCCUUCUGCUGCUGCACCCGGGGGGAGCCUGUGUCUGGGGCCAGGGUUGAUGAGAAGCCUGCCUGUUUUCCUGUAUACUGGCUUUGCCUUACUGGGUUAUGUUUUACCUGUUAUCUUACUCUGAAAGGCUGAGUUACUAAUUAACCUUUUUGUAGAUUCAACUGAUAAACAGUCCUCAUAAACUGUUCCCAGCCCUAACCUGACAUCAGAAGCAAACAGGCUGCUCACUUCCCCUCUCCAUCCUCCAGGAUGACCCAUGUUCAUUCCUACUCCAUACCUUGGUCCUGCUGAUGCUCUGUUAAGAGAGGCCUGAAAGGUUAAGUAGGAGUAGCAACCUUUGAAGAAUUCUCAGGCCCCCUGUUUCAGCCUUCCUGGGAACCCAGCUGGCUUUCUGGGUUUUCUCAGAUACCUGCUUCCUCAGGGCUGUUGUUCCCCACACAGGCCUCAGGGUUAUCUAGCCCUUAGCAAAGUCCCCCACUAGGAUUGCUGGCUUGGGGACUACUACAGCAGGGCUCCUCAUCCUGCCUGCUGUGCUAUCUUUUACAGGAAACUCUGGCUACCCUGUGUCCCUGGUGCCCUGGCAUGUGGUCAGCAUAGCCUUUCUCCUUUGCUCGGGCCUUCUAGGUAGCCCCGUUUGGGGUGCCUAAGUGCAGACCCCUCUGUUGUGAUGGCCCUGUGGUUUGCAGGUUGCACAAGCUGCUCACGCCUUCCCAAGGCUGGGGCUGUAGCUAGCCCUCUGAUUUGUGCCUCUUUGUUUGAGGUUGGGGGAAAUUCCUUUUCCCCUCUGUGACCUCCUUGAGAGUUAGAGCACCUAGUGUGGGUCAGCUCUAAGACUGUUCCGUGUUUUCUAGUGUUUUGUUUCUCUGGGGCCUUUGGACCCUCAGCCUUUUGGUUUUUCUUGCCUCCUGAUUUAGGGAUGGUCUCAGUUUUAUCUGGUGGUUGGGCUAGCCCUUCUCAACUUCCUCUAGUUUGGAGCUGGGGGCCCUAUGUGUAUGAGGAGCAGAGUAGUUUGGGGGGUGCAGAGGCAGCCAUGAUGGGACUUUUGCUAAGUCUCUGGGCUGUUAAAAGCAUCCUGGACCUCCAGGGCGGGCCUGAGUGGCCUUAUUUUCAAGUGUUCUCAUAAGUUUGUGUUUUAUUUAUGGAUGGCUUUACCUUUUCACAGUAGCCACACCCAGCUGGCUAUCUCCUCAGCCUCUGGGCUCCUGCCUCCUAAAACCAGAGCUGCCUGGUUGGUGUCCACCCUAUGUCGUUGGGAGCCCAGCCUCCAUGCUCACGGGUAUUUUUUCUUCGUAAAGUUUAUAAAGUUAUUUAUAUGAAUCUUUGUUAUGUCGACUGGUUUGUAUUGCCUAUUUUGAUUACAGAAUAAAACAUUUUAACAGA
This is a messenger RNA of Peromyscus eremicus (cactus mouse), 3648 nucleotides long. RefSeq names its product centrosomal protein 85 (gene Cep85). The transcript has 12 exons. The record is from RefSeq and is a predicted model, not a curated record. Gene Ontology annotation, cellular component: centrosome. Lineage: Eukaryota; Metazoa; Chordata; Mammalia; Rodentia; Cricetidae. Bases 1 to 2205 code for a protein of 734 amino acids.